Nanorana parkeri is the source of this 801-nucleotide messenger RNA. RefSeq names its product lecithin-cholesterol acyltransferase (gene LCAT). Bases 13 to 801 code for a protein of 262 amino acids. Gene Ontology annotation, biological process: lipid metabolic process. NCBI's taxonomy places the organism in Eukaryota, Metazoa, Chordata, Amphibia, Anura, Dicroglossidae. The transcript is spliced from 5 exons. The record is from RefSeq and is a predicted model, not a curated record. Gene Ontology annotation, molecular function: phosphatidylcholine-sterol O-acyltransferase activity.
CAUCACUCGGCUAUGUCCCUACAGAGCCAUCUGGCCAUGCUGGGCUUCAGGAAUAAUUAUUGGGCAUGGAGUAUCCUUCUUCUGUGCAUUACCCUGCUGUCUCCUGCUGGGGCAUUUUGGCUCCUGGAUGUCCUUUUUCCUCCUGGUAUCACACCCAAAGUGGCUCUGAGCAACAACAGCUCUCCAGUGGUGCUGGUGCCCGGCUGCUUUGGAAAUCAAUUGGAAGCCAAAGUGGAUAAAGAGGAAGUUGUGAACUGGAUGUGCUAUCGGAAAACUGACGACUAUUUCACCAUCUGGCUGAACCUGAACAUGUUCCUUCCUCUCGGAAUAGACUGCUGGAUCGAUAACAUCAGAGUUGUUUAUAACAAGACGACGAGAACCGCUUCCAACGCACCCGGAGUCGAUAUCCAUGUCCCGGGGUUCGGAAAGACAUUUUCGGUGGAAUAUCUGGAUAAAAGCAAGUUAGCUGGUUAUUUUCACACCCUUGUACAGAAUCUGGUGAAUAACGGCUACGUGAGGGACGAGACCGUGCGGGCGGCACCUUAUGACUGGAGAAUCGCUCCCAAUGGACAGAAAGAAUACUUUGAGCGCCUGCAGAAGCUGGUGGAAGAGAUGCACACGGAGUAUGAGAAGCCGGUGUUCCUCGCCGGUCACAGUCUCGGGAACAUGUAUCUUCUCUACUUCCUCAAUCAUCAGCCUCCGGAGUGGAAGAAGAAAUAUAUCAAAGGAUUCAUCUCCCUCGGAGCGCCGUGGGGGGGGGCGGUGAAGCCGUUACUGGUGCUCAUGUCAGGUAAUCAGUGA